GCGAGAAUACCACUGUAACGGAGGACUGGGGCUUGGUCUUGAAGUUUUCAGAUGCAUCUGUAGAUGAAUCUUAAUAGCAUCAAGAUGUCGGGACGAUCAGGCCGCGCUGAGACCCGGAGUCGGGCUAAAGAUGACAUUAAAAAGGUCCUGGCCGCUAUCGAGAAAGUACGGAAAUGGGAGAAGAAAUGGGUGACAGUUGGAGACACAUCCUUGCGCAUCUUUAAGUGGGUGCCAGUAACAGAAACAAAGCAGAUAUACCGCACCAAAUCCACAGGUGGAGACGUUCGAGGACUGAAAGAUGUGGUCCUGGAGAACACCAACUCUCUUUUGGACUUCACAGAUGAAAACAGCAACCAGAGCUUUCUCUCAGAUGUUUACCAGCCAAAGAUGGAUAACAGCAGCAGCACAUCUAGCUCCCAGCAGGUCAGCCCUCCACAUACCUCUAGCCUCCGGACUGAAGACUCACAGCCACCCAUGUUGGGCCAGGAGAGUGUGGAUGAGCCGGUUCAUUCAGGACAAGAGGGGGCUGAUGAGCCUCCUACUCUCAUCAAAGAGGACCUUCUUUCAUCAGGAACACUCAGACGGAGCAGCCCAGACACACAGGAAGAACUGGAUGAAUCUGGAGCACCACCUUUAAAGAAGAUUUGCACAGGAGAAAAUUCUGUACUGAGAUAGCUUAUUUAUAAUCAUUUUGUUAAAAUGCACAUGAUACCUGUCUUUAGUCAGAUUAGCUAAGCUUUUUAAAUUGUUCCAAGUUUCUAUUGAUAUGUUAAUGCAAAUGUUACAUUUCAGCAAAUUAUAAAAAAUGAGUAUUCACUGCAUUUUUUUGCCCUUUAAAUUUUUGUUAAACUAAAUGGUGAGGAUUUUACAAACUGUGGCAAAGCACUACUGUUCCAGGUGGUGUGUAUUAUGAUUCAUCUGCUUCAAAUGCAGAUUUUUCUGGCAAAUAGAUGAUUCUGAUUUACACAUUUUGCAGUGGAACUUUACUUUUGCAUGUCCCAUACUGUAUUGCUUUUAUGCUUAGGCCAAUUCAAGAAAACAUGUUGACUUUGUAGCUUUAUGCAGAUCAAUGUUUAGAUAUGCUUAUUGUUUUUACAUGCAAAGCCCUUUCUGGAACAAGUAUUCUGUUUGCUCAUUUAAUUUGAGAAUAAAUGCUCUUUUGAUAUUUAUGAUAUAA
Molecule: messenger RNA, 1177 nt
Organism: Notolabrus celidotus (New Zealand spotty)
Lineage: Eukaryota; Metazoa; Chordata; Actinopteri; Labriformes; Labridae
Gene: bcl7bb
Product: BAF chromatin remodeling complex subunit BCL7B b
Exons: 6
Coding region: 64-675 (203 amino acids)
Source: RefSeq, a predicted model, not a curated record